UAAGAAAUUUUAACUUCCUCUUUUAUUUUGGUCCCUCUCUGCCAUCAUGUAUAGCGACCCUUCUUGCUUAGGGACAGCCCCCCAAGAUUAGGCUCCUUCUUUGUAAUUCUAGUUAUUAGUGUAUGCAAAUUCAGGGAGUGCAAACUAAUUUCAACGUUGCCUAAAUAACCAUAGCUUUCUUUCCCAAGCUAAAAAAUGAUCAUUUUUCAAUCUAUUGGUAUACUUACCUAGUAACUGAGAGUCCACUGCUUCUUUGUAAUGAACUUUUUCUCCACAGCUUACAGCAGACAGGAAAGGCUGAGGGUCUUCAUGCUGCUCCCCUGACUCCCCUAGGAUGGAUGUGUGUGGCUGGAAAGAAAUGGAGGUUGCUCUGGUCAAUUUUGAUAACUCAGAUGAAAUCCAGGAAGAGCCAGGCUAUGCCACAGACUUUGACCCAACCAGCUCAAAAGGCAGGCCUGGGAGCAGCCCCUUCUCCAACUGGAAGAUUCUCAUCAGUGAUAGCACUAACCAUGAGACUGCCUUCUCCAAGCUUCCUGAAGACUACGUCAAUUCCCCAGGGCCUGAGCCAGUGGCCUUGAAUGAAGGAAACCAGCGAGUGAUAAUCAACAUUGCUGGGCUGAGGUUCGAGACCCAGCUCAGAACACUCAAUCAGUUCCCAGAGACCCUCCUGGGAGACCGUGAGAAAAGGAUGCAGUUCUUUGACUCCAUGAGAAAUGAGUAUUUCUUUGAUCGGAACCGGCCCAGUUUUGAUGGAAUCUUAUAUUAUUACCAAUCUGGUGGGAAAAUUCGACGCCCAGCCAAUGUCCCCAUUGAUGUUUUUGCUGAUGAGAUCUCCUUCUACGAGCUGGGUAGUGAGGCUAUGGACCAGUUUCGGGAGGAUGAGGGCUUCAUCAAAGAUCCUGAAAUACCACUCCCCACCAAUGACUUCCACCGGCAGUUCUGGCUCCUCUUUGAGUACCCUGAGAGCUCCAGUGCUGCCCGUGGUGUGGCUGUGGUCUCAGUGUUGGUUGUGGUCAUCUCCAUCACCAUCUUCUGCCUAGAGACAUUGCCAGAGUUCCGGGAGGACAGGGAGCUAAAAGUAGUCAGAGACCCCAGCCUCAAUACAAGCAAGACAGUCCUCUCCCAUACCAUGUUCACAGACCCUUUUUUCAUGGUGGAGUCCACCUGUAUCAUAUGGUUCACCUUCGAGCUGGUGCUCCGGUUUGUGGUCUGUCCCAGCAAGACAGACUUCUUCAGGAACAUCAUGAACAUCAUUGAUAUCAUAUCUAUCAUCCCCUACUUUGCAACUCUCAUCACAGAGCUGGUCCAGGAGACAGAGCCAACUGCCCAGCAGAACAUGUCCCUGGCCAUCCUGAGGAUCAUCCGGCUGGUGAGGGUCUUUCGCAUCUUCAAGCUCUCCCGCCACUCCAAGGGGCUGCAGAUCCUGGGACAGACACUGAAGGCUUCCAUGCGGGAGUUGGGGCUGCUCAUCUUCUUCUUGUUCAUUGGAGUCAUCCUCUUCUCCAGUGCAGUCUACUUUGCUGAGGUGGACGAGCCAGAGUCCCACUUCUCCAGCAUUCCUGAUGGCUUCUGGUGGGCAGUUGUCACCAUGACAACUGUGGGCUAUGGUGAUAUGUGUCCAACCACCCCAGGGGGGAAGAUUGUGGGCACUCUGUGUGCCAUCGCAGGGGUCCUCACCAUUGCCCUCCCUGUACCUGUCAUUGUCUCCAACUUCAACUACUUCUACCACAGGGAGACUGAAAAUGAGGAGAAACAAAACAUCCCAGGAGAAAUUGAUAAAAUCCUCAACAGUGUGGGCUCAAGAAUGGGCAGCACAGAUUCUCUUAGUAAGACCAACGGUGGCUGUUCUUCAGAGAAAUCCAGGAAGUGACCUGCCCACCAGUCCUGGGCUUCUUGGGUCCUUCUC
Molecule: messenger RNA, 1906 nt
Organism: Orycteropus afer afer
Lineage: Eukaryota; Metazoa; Chordata; Mammalia; Tubulidentata; Orycteropodidae
Gene: KCNA10
Product: potassium voltage-gated channel subfamily A member 10
Biological process (GO): potassium ion transmembrane transport; protein homooligomerization
Cellular component (GO): voltage-gated potassium channel complex; membrane
Molecular function (GO): delayed rectifier potassium channel activity; protein binding
Source: RefSeq, a predicted model, not a curated record